AUGGAAUUCCCCCCCACACUCUAUCCCCACAAAUUAAAAACAUCCCCGCAGAUCUUUGUACAUCCUAAUGACAUCGACUCUGUGGUGGGGAUUCCUCUUUUCAGGCUUCCAUUGGCAAACAGACAGUAUAGCAAAACAGCAGGACUGCCGUCAACAAUUGCUUGGGCCAUGGCAUUUCUGGCUGAAGUCAGUUCUGGUGCCUUUGUGCUGGAUCUCAUGUGUGGGCUAGGAACGAUACUGCUGGAAGCUGCCAAAGAGCGGCCCGAAGCCUGUUGCUGGGGUGCUGAUAUAAGUGAUUCACAGUUAGAUGUGAAUACUAGGACUGCAGACUUGAUGGAUAAGAUUGAGUUACUUAAAGAUUCUGUGAAAGCAUUGCCAUUGCCUUCAGAAAGCUUUGACACUGUGAUUUCAGAUAUUCUGUUUGGGAAGACGUUCUAGACCACAAAAGACAUACAGCUCUUACUGGAUGUUCUCCAGGAAAUGGAGAGAGUAUUUUGUGUGGGAGGGAGUAUUGUAUUGCUACUGAACCAAGAUCUCCGUAAGCACAUGGAUGGCAUUACCAAGUGUGGUGAAAAUGACUCUCCUAAUGCCUUUUCUGGUGGCACAAGUGAAACUGCCAUUGCAAAAGCCCUGAAUAUUGAUGGGAAUUCUUCCCCCUUAGCGAAUGGUGUUGAAGAAUCCUUUCUCAGCAGCAGACAGACAUGUUUUGGGUCUCUGGUGCCAGAUGGCAUCUAUGGAGUUAGUUCUGGAGAGAGGGAUGCUUUCGUAUACAAAUACAGGAAGAUUUCUACUGCUGGGACUUAG
Molecule: messenger RNA, 804 nt
Organism: Haliaeetus leucocephalus (bald eagle)
Lineage: Eukaryota; Metazoa; Chordata; Aves; Accipitriformes; Accipitridae
Gene: THUMPD2
Product: THUMP domain containing 2
Exons: 7
Biological process (GO): tRNA methylation
Molecular function (GO): tRNA (guanine) methyltransferase activity
Source: RefSeq, a predicted model, not a curated record